GUGGUGUUGAAAUCAUGAAGAGGCAUGCAAAUGUGCAUAUAAUACGGCAGUGACAUCACAUCAUUCAAAGUUCCGCAUUAAAACAGAGGGAACUACUCAAAAGGCUUCUUCCUCUAAAACUGUUCGAACUCUCUCUGAUAUACUGGGUUGCAUGUCAUGCUGCUACUUAGAAAUAUAGACAAACAAGGGGAAAAUCAAGGCGAUGUCUGAGACAACCAAUCAAGACUGAGAAGGAAGUCUAUUUCUAUUUUAAGAUCUUGUCAACGCCUCAUUAUCUCCCUUCAAAAUCAUUGCGGACUUCUGUUAUUUACAGAUUUCACACUGCAAGUAAAAGUUGAAAACAUUAAAAUGAGGGAAAGUUCUGCAUUUUUCUUCGUUUUGUACUGUUGCGUCCUCACAACCCUGACCGACGGCUUUUCUUUAAGUAACUGCACCAUUUAUUAUCCCUUUGAAUACUCUGGCCAUCUGAAGGUGCUGUGCAACAGGAUGGGUUACAGGAAAACACCUUCACCGUUACCCCACAACACUGUCAAUCUGGAUAUUUCCUACAAUGCCAUCCAUCGGAUCGUUGAAUGGGAUUUCAUCAGACUUUCAAAUCUGAUCAUUUUAAACAUAUCUCACAACAGGAUAUCUGAAAUACACGCCAAUGCAUUGAGUUACCUAACAAACCUGGAAGAGCUCAACCUGUCCCACAAUAAAAUCAAAACGGUGACCACAAACCUCCUCAACGGUCUUGCAAACCUGACUUAUUUAAGACUCGACUCGAAUUACAUAGAGACGAUUGAAAACCAGUCACUUGCGACACUUUCGAAUUUGAGGCUCGUAAACUUUACCAAUAACAAGUUAAAGCACGUUUCCAAACUCCAUCCUCUUCUUCAAGUACCACAUCUGGAGGAACUUUACUUGGGAAAGAACGGCUUCCGAGUUUUCAACUCAAGCGACAUCCCAUCGGCAUUCUUUGAUUUGAAAAAGUUGGAUCUGUCGAUGAAUCCCUUGACAGUGUUCAAGAUGACGGAAAACAUCUUUCCUGAACUUGAGUACUUGGAUUUGUCAAGCUGUUUCCAGACCGAUACUUCCACUAGGUUCAUUCUAGACAAGGCGUUCCUGAACACAGUUAAGACUCUCAACCUCAGUAGGAAUCACAUUGAAGAAAACCAGCUUGGUUAUAUAAUGCAGAGUUUCGCUUCUGUGACCUGGAUGGCACUGGAUGGUCUGAAGGGGUUCAAAGUGGAGACGCUUUUACAGAAGGCAUGUUCUCCCAGUCUGAGGGGUCUCCACUUGGAGGACAACCGACUUUCUGUACUUAACGAUCACAUGUUUAGACCGUGUGCACUUUUGAAUGAGUUGCACCUAAGAAACAACAGCGUAUUUAGAAUCUAUAAGUCGUCAUUCUAUCAUCUAGUCAACUUGACAGAGUUACGAAUACAAAAGAACCGUCUGACGCAACUGAAUGACACCCUUUGGGUUCUCCCCAACUUACGGGUCCUCGAUCUUCAUCUCAACAACAUUCAAAAUCUUGCCUGCUCUGAUUUUGCGAAUCUGACGCAGUUAAGGCAACUCUAUUUGCACAAGAACCAAAUUGUGACAAUCAAGGAAUGUGUAUUUAAGAAUUUAGGAAAUCUCGAAGAGCUCAUUUUGAGCAGCAAUCGUAUGUUAACAGUCAGUGGCACCUUUACACACGGCCCCAAAAAAUUACAAUACCUGGAUUUGAAUAACAAUAAGUUGAGUGCCAUCCAAAGAUACUCUUUUAAAACUUUGGAUUCCCUUCGGACCUUGCAUCUCUCAGAUAGCCAAAUAUUAAAUAUCGAUCCAAAUGCUUUUGCAGGACUGAUAAAUUUAACAGACUUGCAUCUUGCAUCUAACAAAAUCACAGAAAGAACUCUUGAAAACCAUACUGUGUUCGCCGGUACGCCUUACCUAAAGAGUGUAGAUCUGAGUUGCAAUUACAUCUCAUACGAGAGUCAAGAGGAGCUACAAAGUCCACCGUUCAUCCUGUUAACUGAACUGAGAGUUUUGAAGAUCAACAGUCAACGUCGAGGCUUAAACUACAUCCCUUCGAACUUCCUGAAAGGUCUCAAAAACUUGCAAUUAUUUUAUGCUGGGAACCUUAAUGUCAAGAAUUUACAUGUGGACACAUUUAGUUCCACUCCCAAGCUUACUUACUUGGAUUUGACAAAUAAUAAUCUUGCGAACAGGAAUGCUUUGCCGUCCAGGCUUUUCCAGCCAAUAUCAGGCCUAAACAAGAUUACGUUGGGUCGGACUCACCUUAAGUCCUUGGACUUCUUAGUUGACGCAAAUCUCUCCAAUCUGACGAUCCUGCGAGCAAGUAUGAAUGACCUUGAAUUUAUAAACCAAACAAUCAUCCAAUCGCUUCCUCAACUCAAAGUGCUUGAUUUGCAAAACAACAGCUUCACGUGCGACUGUAGUAACGCUUGGUUCAUCGACUGGGCCGUCAAGAACAAUAAAACACAGGUGCUCUACCUGAACAGGUACGAAUGUCGCUAUCCCCUUUCUUUAAGUGGAAAGAGUCUGGCAGCCUUCAACACUGAAUCCUGCAAUGUGAAUUACGACUUCAUCUGCUUUAUCUACAGCUCUUCCAUUGUCAUUCUCAAUCUAGUCAUUUCAUUUAUCUACCACUUUCUAAAAUGGCAACUGGUCUAUGCGUACUACCUCUUUUUGGCUUUCCUCAAUGACAAAAAGAGGAAGCAACCCUUAAAUCAACUGGAUUUCCAAUAUGACGCCUUCAUUUCGUACAAUGCUCAAGAAGAGCCAUGGGUUCUGGAAGAACUUGUGCCUAAACUUGAGGGUCAACACGGCUUGAGAUUGUGCCUUCAUCACCGAGACUUCCAGCCAGGAAAGGCUAUUAUCGACAACAUCGUGGAUGCAAUAUACAACAGCCGCAAAACCGUCUGCCUGAUCACGCACAACUACCUGAAGAGUGUUUGGUGUUCGAAUGAGAUCCAGGUGGCCAGCUUCAGACUUUUUGAUGAACAGAAAGACGUUUUGGUUCUAGUUUUUCUCGAGGAUAUUCCAGCACACCAGCUUUCGCCAUAUUACCGAAUGCGCAAGCUGGUAAAGAAGCAGACGUAUCUACGGCGCCCCAAACCUGGAGAAGAUACUCGAGCGUUCUGGCAGAAACUCAAAAUGGCCAUUGAGUCUAAAGAGGACAUAAAGGAAAGACAGAUCCUUUCUGGGAAAGAUGAAGAUCAUAUUUAAAGAUCAGUGUAGCCCGAUUGUAUUAUUAAUUAUUUAAAUGAAAUGCUUCACGUAAAAACUGUAAUGUAAAAAAAAAUGUAAAUUAUCACAAUCUGCAUUUAAUUAUUAACGUUAUAUAUUUUGCCACUUUUUAGUCAACUGAGGAUACCAGUUCCCAUUCUAACUAUUCCCUCCAAUUAAUGCUGGUCUAUUAAACUAUAAAAUAUUAUAAGUGUCAAAAUUGUGGCUGCACGAUAUAUCAAGCCGAUAUUGCGAUAUGGCUUAAUUAAUGCAAUAAUCAAAUUGCUAAGAUUUAUUUGAAUAAAUAUACUGUUUGCGCUGCUGGAUACAGAAUGAAUAUGGUGCUCACAAUACAAUGUUUCAGUGUUUUAGAGCAGCUUGGUUAAUUUAUUGUGAAUCGAGGCACUCUGAGAUGCUGAAACACUGUAUCAUGAGCUGUAUGCGUCUAAAUGAACACAGUGCCGCGCUUCACUCUGAAAAUGGCAGUGCAUAUAUUUACUUGUCGGCAAACUGCCAAAAUAAAUAAUAGUAGAUGAAUUAACAUUUGAAAAUUAAGAAAUUCAGAUGUAGAUGUUAGUAUUGCAAUUUUACAGUUGUAGGCCUACUAUACAAUAAAAUUUGUAUUAUUUUUAUUAAAUACAAAUUAUUUUAUUUGAUUAUAUAUAUUACAUUUUUACACUAGAAAAGUAUUACAUUAUAUUUAUUAAUUUAUUGAAUAUGUUUUAAAUUAAUAUUAAAUCACAAUAAAAUAACUUUAUUAUUUUAUAGUGCAUACAGAGAGAAAAAAUGGUUACUGAAAGAGAUUUGUGUUGGUUUGAGUAUACCCAAUUUUUUUUUUAAGUUUUGUUAAAAUCUAAGAGGAUGGGUCACAUAAAAAGUAUAUUUAGAGUAAAAAGUGGCUUUUUAACUUUAUGUUUAUUUUCAGAUUUGCUCCGCAACAAAAGCAACCCAAAUUCAGACGUAAAUAUUAGUAUUGUAAUUUUACAACUGCACUAUAAGAUAAAAUUCUAAUUAUAUAUAUAUAUAUUUAUAUAUAUCACAAGCUGGGCUAGAACCCGGGCCUCUGGUGUGGUGGUUGAGAGAUCUGCCACUAGGCCACAGAGGGUGUAAUGUUGGACCCAAACGAAAUACUCAAGCCAGUACUCCAGGCAAGGUUGGUUUAUUAAAA
Molecule: messenger RNA, 4384 nt
Organism: Cyprinus carpio (common carp)
Lineage: Eukaryota; Metazoa; Chordata; Actinopteri; Cypriniformes; Cyprinidae
Biological process (GO): immune response; toll-like receptor signaling pathway
Cellular component (GO): membrane
Molecular function (GO): transmembrane signaling receptor activity; protein binding
Source: RefSeq, a predicted model, not a curated record